This is a messenger RNA of Girardinichthys multiradiatus, 1364 nucleotides long. RefSeq names its product sulfotransferase family 2, cytosolic sulfotransferase 3 (gene sult2st3). Gene Ontology annotation, molecular function: sulfotransferase activity. The record is from RefSeq and is a predicted model, not a curated record. The transcript has 6 exons. Gene Ontology annotation, cellular component: cytoplasm. Gene Ontology annotation, biological process: sulfation. NCBI's taxonomy places the organism in Eukaryota, Metazoa, Chordata, Actinopteri, Cyprinodontiformes, Goodeidae. The coding region runs from base 91 to 960 and encodes 289 amino acids.
UGCGCCUCUCGGCAGGGUAACACCGGUCCGGUCCGGGCGUCUUGUGUGAGCUGGGUAGCAGUGUUCCAGCAGCACGGGUUGCACGGCACAAUGUCUUUUCCCGAAGACUUUUACCUGGAAUAUCAGGGACUUCUGCUCCCCAGAGAGACUCACUGCGCAGAGAGUUUGAAGUUUGCGCAGGAAUUCAGUUUUAAAGAUGAUGACGUCGUGGCGGUUACGUACCCAAAGUCAGGAACGACCUGGAUGCAGGAGAUCCUACCACUGGUGCUAAACGGUGGAGAUCUGACUCCUAUCCAUACAGUUGUGAAUUGGGACCGGGUCCCCUGGCUGGAAGAAACAAGACUGGCAAAGGUUGUGGAUAAGUUGACAUCUCCACGUGCACUUGUUACACAUUUUCCCUACAGCUUUAUGCCCCCUUCCUUCCACACCUCCAAGGCCAAAGUAAUCAAUCUAAUAAGGAAUCCGAAAGAUGUCCUGGUGUCUUCAUAUUACUUUCACCAAAUGGCCAACUUCCUUGAGGAUCCAGGAUCUUUUGAUGAAUUCAUGGAUAAAUUCCUGGAAGGCAGAGUGCUCUUUGGAAAAUGGACAGACCAUGUAAAGAGCUGGAGAUGUGCAGAGCUAGGAGACAGGAUACUUUUCAUCACGUAUGAAGAAAUGGCUGAGGACCUGCCCACAUCUAUCAGGUGUAUCUCUGACUUCUUGUGCUGCACCCUGAGUGAAGAUGUCAUUCACAAGAUAGCAAAGCAUUGCUCUUUCGAGAGCAUGGAGGCCAACACUAUGUCCAACUUUAGCCUGGUUCCAAAGGGGUACAUGGACAGCGACAAGUCUCCUUUCCUGAGGAAAGGGGUUACAGGUGACUGGAAAAACCACUUCAGCUCAGAGCAACUGGUCCGAUUCACAUCCGUCAUUAACAAAGAGUUAGAGGAAGAGAACUUCUCGCUGCCAUGGAGUCUGGACUGAUCCGCAUUGAAAACUAAAAGUAAGAAGAAACAGAAUCAAGGACUCUACUCAUCCUUUUAAAAUAGGAAAUGUAUGCUAACUGCAGUGAACAACUCAAAAUUAUUUUGUUAUAAUGUGAGCUAUGCGGCCAAUGGCGGUUUAUUACCUUGUGCGGUUACAUGAUUAAUUGAUGAUCUAUUGUUGGAUUUGAAUGAGUUUUAGAACUGGUUACUAAAUGAAGUAUGAACACCUCCUAACACCUUCUAACAUAAACAAGGAAAGGUUUAAUGAUGAUGAAUAUGAUGUCAGUCACAGAGACAAAAUGGUUACAUGUUUUUGUAAGGUGUUUGAAGUAUUUUAAAUUGGUUGAUGCCUGUGUCUUGUUAAAUUCCAGUUUAAAAAUAAAAUAAUAUUUACACACAAAA